Molecule: messenger RNA, 8219 nt
Organism: Rhinolophus ferrumequinum (greater horseshoe bat)
Lineage: Eukaryota; Metazoa; Chordata; Mammalia; Chiroptera; Rhinolophidae
Gene: CELF1
Product: CUGBP Elav-like family member 1
Exons: 15
Coding region: 350-1894 (514 amino acids)
Biological process (GO): regulation of alternative mRNA splicing, via spliceosome; mRNA splice site recognition
Cellular component (GO): nucleus; ribonucleoprotein complex; cytoplasm
Molecular function (GO): mRNA 3'-UTR binding
Source: RefSeq, a predicted model, not a curated record
GCCGCCAUUUUGGGGUGUUCUGUUCUGGCGGCAGCGACAGCGGCGGCGGGACGCGGAGGCUCCCCCGGGACUCGGCCUCAGCAGCGAGGCGGCGGCGGCUGCGGAGGCGCAGGCAGCAGCUGAGGUAGCGGCGGGCUCAGGUGCAGCCGCUGAGUGAAGACAUAGCCCAGAGAGGGAGGUGUAAAGCUACAGCCCUGCCUGUUUCUGUGGCACUCACUGCUGGUUUCCCUGAGCUCCUGUUUCCACUUUGUGUUUUUGUGGGGCCCAGGAAGCUAAAGCUGUGUGUAUUUGUGGAUCAGACAAGUGCAGCAAGUUAAUAUCAUUGGCUUCUGAAGGGGAGAGUGAGGUGAUGGCUGCGUUUAAGUUGGAUUUCCUUCCAGAAAUGAUGGUGGAUCAUUGCUCUUUGAAUUCCAGUCCCGUCUCAAAGAAAAUGAACGGCACCCUGGACCACCCAGAUCAACCGGAUCUUGAUGCUAUCAAGAUGUUUGUGGGCCAGGUUCCGAGGACCUGGUCUGAGAAGGAUUUGAGGGAACUCUUUGAACAGUAUGGUGCUGUCUAUGAAAUCAACGUCCUAAGGGAUAGGAGCCAAAACCCUCCUCAGAGCAAAGGGUGCUGUUUUGUUACAUUUUACACCCGCAAAGCUGCAUUGGAAGCACAGAAUGCUCUUCACAACAUGAAGGUCCUCCCAGGGAUGCAUCAUCCUAUACAGAUGAAACCUGCCGACAGUGAGAAGAACAAUGCAGUGGAAGACAGGAAGCUGUUUAUUGGUAUGAUUUCCAAGAAGUGCACUGAAAAUGACAUCCGAGUCAUGUUCUCUUCAUUUGGGCAGAUUGAAGAGUGCCGAAUAUUGCGGGGACCUGAUGGACUGAGCCGAGGUUGUGCGUUUGUGACUUUCACAACAAGAGCCAUGGCACAGACAGCUAUCAAGGCAAUGCACCAAGCACAGACCAUGGAGGGUUGCUCAUCCCCCAUGGUGGUAAAAUUUGCUGAUACACAGAAGGACAAAGAACAGAAGAGAAUGGCCCAGCAGCUCCAGCAGCAGAUGCAGCAAAUCAGUGCAGCAUCUGUGUGGGGAAACCUCGCUGGUCUGAAUACUCUCGGACCCCAGUAUUUAGCACUUUAUUUGCAGCUCCUUCAGCAGACUGCCUCUUCUGGGAACCUCAACACCCUGAGCAGCCUCCACCCAAUGGGAGGGUUAAAUGCAAUGCAGUUACAGAAUUUGGCUGCACUAGCUGCUGCAGCCAGCGCUGCUCAGAACACACCAAGUGGUACCAGUGCUCUCACUACAUCCAGCAGUCCCCUCAGCGUACUCACCAGUUCAGCAGGGUCUUCACCAAGCUCCAGCAGCAGCAGCUCCGUCAACCCCAUCGCCUCCCUUGGAGCCUUGCAGACAUUAGCUGGAGCGACAGCAGGCCUCAAUGUCAGCUCUCUGGCAGGGAUGGCUGCUCUGAAUGGCGGCCUGGGCAGCAGUGGCCUUUCCAAUGGCACUGGGAGCACCAUGGAGGCCCUCACACAGGCCUACUCGGGGAUCCAGCAGUACGCUGCCGCAGCGCUUCCCACUCUGUAUAACCAGAAUCUGUUGACACAGCAGAGUAUUGGUGCUGCUGGAAGCCAGAAGGAAGGUCCCGAGGGAGCCAACCUGUUCAUCUACCACCUGCCCCAGGAGUUUGGGGAUCAGGACCUGCUGCAGAUGUUUAUGCCCUUCGGGAAUGUCGUGUCGGCCAAGGUGUUUAUCGACAAGCAGACGAACCUGAGCAAGUGUUUCGGUUUUGUAAGUUACGACAAUCCUGUUUCGGCUCAAGCUGCCAUCCAGUCCAUGAACGGCUUUCAGAUUGGCAUGAAGCGGCUUAAAGUGCAGCUCAAACGUUCGAAGAAUGACAGCAAGCCCUACUGAACGUGCUCCCCUCUGAGACUGGAGUGAGAGGGUCUUCUGGUAAGUUGGGGAGGAGCACCCUUAAUGAUUCGAAGCCCUAAGGCUGUGUGUUGACAGCCCUGGACCCUGAUCCCUGCCACUCUCGCAGGCACAGCUUGCCCUGAAGACUCGGCUACUGCCUUCUGUGGGAGUUUCGCUUCGUACAGAGGACAAGUUUGUGCUUUGGUUUCCAGUGUUUUACUUUGGAGUUUAGGUGCCAUAUCCUGAGUUUUUUUCUUUAUUUAAAGUUUGCUGUGUUUGUAACCAGUGUGUGUUGAGAAGGACCAACAUCAAACUGCCCUGGGGGAGGAGAGGGGAUGGAGAAACAUCAAAAAAGAAGAUCAGAACUUGCCCCAAAUUCCCCCAAGAGAGAGGAUUGAAUGAAACCAAAAACUGACCCCUAGAAUCUCCUUAAGUGCGAGAGCGGAUGAAAUGAGAACUAACGUCCAAUAGCUGGGGGCUUGGAGCGGGUGGGGGUGGCUUUGGAGGAGAGGGAGAGGGGCUUGACACCCAGCGGCCCUUGGAGCUGCAGGCUGAAACUCCUCCCUGGCUGCCCUCUGAGUUCUUGCCACCAGUUUUUCAGAUUCUUGAUUAGGAUUUCUGUCCCUCUUUCCCAAGAAGGGGCUAACGAUUCUCUGGAAAUAAAGCACCUGUUAAAUUAGCCUGACAUGCAAAAAAAGGGAGACUUCACCCAUUACCAGCUUCCCCAGCUAGCCGUUGGUGUUGGGUUCGCCCUGCCUCGCUGGUGGCUGUUAGAAAGAAGCAUCUGGUCAAAGAGGUAAUUUUUGGUUUAUGUCAACACCAGAUCGUUAGCCCGCAGCCCGUUUCUAAGAGGUCCUGGUAGAGAAGGCCUCUAAGGAAAUGCUCGGGGCUGCUUCCCUGUAGCUGACCAGGCAAGUACCAUCACUUCCGUCGCAGCCACAGCUUUCUCAGGAGGGCAGAACCAAGAAGGGCUUAGAGGACCCGGCUGAAGGGGCACCUCUCCUGAGCAGAGGAAUCAAAAGCCAUCGAGUUAGGGGAGAAGGAGCCUGCUUCUGGGUGAGCCUGCAUCAGAAGGGCCCUUCCAGCCAGUGCUGUAUUUGCCAGUGGCCAGCACUUAGUGCUUCAAAGGAUUAAGAAAUCAACGCUUGCCUCCUUGAGUGAGGUGUCCCAGACAUAGUGUUCUCGCCAAGGCAGGCCCCUCUUCUAACCACUCCAGCCCCAUCUUCUGCUCUUGGAGACAGAGGAGACAACAGGACGUUUACAGCCUCCGUAUGGAUUUAGUGUUCAUUUACCUCAGUAUUACCGUGUUCAUUUUUGUCCUCGUGCUUACAGUUAGCUCCCCGCUGCCUCCCACGGUCUCACUCCAGCUCUUGCCUGUGACCCACCCAGCCUCUGGGCUCGGCCUUUGCUCCAAGAACUGCUGUGGGGGGAGAGAGCCAGGAAGGACCUGCUGUUGGGAAUGGGCACCUGCGCACAGGUAGCCUUGUUAGGAUACGACUCUUAGCCAAGGCUAGGGACUGGGUCCCUGCGAUCCUAAACUUCACAGACAUCGGCUUGACCCCUAGCAGCAGAGAUGAGAUGAAAGGAGUUGGUUCACAAGUAAGUCGGAUGGGGGCUCUCUCCUUGUCACGCUGUCCAUUUGGUUAGACAGGGAUUGACCAUCUUGCUGUCAUACGGGUAGUUGGUGGUGUUGGAUUAUCCCAUGCAAGCUGGGACAGCUGUUCCCUUCGCAUAGUGAUAACUGGGGUCUGUUGUCCUCUAAGAAACAAACAUGAAACACACUUCUUAGCUGAACCACGUAAACUUGAAUUCUGCGCACUGGGUGAAAUGUGUCCUGUGUUUCAAGGAUAAAACUGUUCCAAAGGCUUCCAGGGUCAUGAUGGGAUUUUUUAAAUAAAUGCAAAAAAUAAAAAUAAAAAAGAAAAAAGAAAACAAAAAAAGAAAAAAAUGCUAGGUUGGGGAGGCGCUGUUCUGAAUCCCAACCGGCUGGAACCAAGAAUGUCGUUUCUAUUUUUAUAGAAGUUUUAUACAGCUCCGGGGUGGAGAAUAUUUAUUACCUAAAUUAUAUCUCUGGAAAAGGCCAGGAUUUUGUAGAAUCCAGAAUGUGAUUGUUAUACACACAGGGUGCUGUGUAUGAUUGAAACUACUGACUUUCUGUGGCCUGUUUGCAGCCCAGCUAAUCUGCCAGAGGGGGAAGGAGUUAAUGCUGUGACUUGGCGGAGGAGAGAGUUGUGCUCUCAGGUGCUGCGGUGCUGUGAUUGCUAACCUGCUGUUCUGUCUUCCUCCUCGGCCAUCGUGGGGUUUUCCAAAGCCCAGAACUCCACUCCGUUCCCACUUUCUCCCUUCUCUCCCUCCUCCCCCAUUUCACCAUUAUUGUCCAAGGAUUUGUCCCGUGUGCUGGGACCUUAAGAAACCCCUUUACAAAUGACAGAGGCAAAGGUGCGACCAGCCCGUCUUUGAUACCAGACCCUGAGGUUUCAUACCUGCUCGUGGGUAGGUUCUCUUUUCUAAAAAGAGCGUGUGCCCCAGGAGGGCCCUGGGCUGCCACGGCCGCCAGCUGGUGAGACCGGGCACUUGUGUCUGUCCUCUUCUCCCCUGCCCAGUGAGUUAGCACAGCAGCACUGCCCUUGAGCACAGUUCUCUCCCCAGGCCAAAGAUGGUUUGUGAAGAAGCUGCUCCCCUAUCAGUCUCACCGUGUGAAAGGGUUCAGCUCGGAGAGUGGAGACUCGCAGUCAAGUCUUAAGCAAUCCUUUACUGUUGUGUGGGGGUUUCACUUACAUAAAUGUGUUUUCUGCUGUAGUUUUGUUUCUUACUUGGGUUUCAUCAUGAAAUUGAUUUGCCUUGAAUGCAGCCAGACACUGUCUCCUGGGUCCCACCUGAGUGGCCAGGGCCUGUGUGGAAGCUAAGAGCUUGGAUUUCUGGGAGCAAAGGGCCAUCCCCAUAGGAUUGAGGAGAAAUCCUGGCCCUCUCCCCUACAGAAUUCUCCCACCCCAGCCAGCGUCUCCUGCUCUCUCCCUGGGUUUUGACCAGGGAGUUGGGCGAGAGGCUGAGACUCUGCCCCACCAGAGACCUUCUCAGACAUGUUCGGAUGCUUCGGGGGAAAUCCAAGCCUUAGGUUCCCUUCUGUCUCUGGCAAUUGGAUGUUUUCUUGGUGUCCUCCAUGUCCUUUUGACUUUUCCCUGUGUCCAUUGUUAGCAUGUGCAAAAGUUCCCUGUCAUUACCCAGCCCCUGCCCCACCCGCCUCCUCAUUUCAGGACUGUACACAGUGAGUGUUCUGUUCUCUCUCUCUUUGUUUGGAUGUAUUGCUCUGUGUAACUCAGUGGGUCUCCCUCUUUCUGGUUUGUUUUUUUUUCUAGAUUCCUGCCGUUUGUUCAUCGUUGUGCCUAAAGCAUGUCGAUGUGGCGUCAAGUACAUCGUCCAAAUCCCUGUCUCUUCAGCUUCUCUGAUGCUUGAACUCUCACCUUUGACCUUGUGUUGACCUUUGAUGCUGACGUGUAUUUUUAUUAUGUUUGUUUCUUUCUUUGUUUUUUCUUUUUUCUCUCCUUUUUUUUCUUUUGUGCUGCCAAAUUGGUUUUGCUAGAACGACUGCUGAAGGGGAAAUAUUUAAACUUGCAUUUGAAUAUAAAAAAAAUCUAUUUUUCUAGAACUUCAUAAGAUAACCACUUGAUUUUGUGAUUCCAAUUCUUUGUAACUGUCUUCAGAGCAGCCCUACUAGCACAUACCGCGUGGUGUUUGUGUUUCUGUGAACACACAGCCAGUCCCUUCCUAGGCUUUGUUUCUCUGUGCUUAGUUUUAAAGACAACUUUGAAGUAAACAAUGAAAUAAAAGAUGUCACUAAAACCUUUGAGGCUCCUGAGCACAUUUUGCUGAUACAGUUGAUGGGGCUUGAGGAGACCGCAUGUGUUCUUGUUUUUGUUUCUGAGUUCUCAGCUGCAGAAAACACCAGAACCCCCUUUCCUUUUUGACAGCAGCUGCAGUUUGGGCCCCAGCCAGCCCUUUUUCUUCUGUGGUUCUUCCUUGCAGCCACCCUGCGACCUGCAGGGAGCCUUCAGGUCCCUCCGGCCCCCGGCCCCUUCCCCUUGGGCCACUGUCCCCACCCCCAUGCUUGUUUCUACAGUCUCCACAGCAAAAUGUGAUGCUUUGAUUUUUUUUCUGUUUUUGUAUUGUUUUUGUGUUUUUGUUUUGAAUUUUUUCCUUUCCUACUAAGAUUAUGCCCAGAAAAAACAAGUUUUGCAUGUUUCCUGCUGUUUCUUCACACCUUCGUAUAUAUCACCUUCACCUCUCUGUUUUCUAUAGUUUGUGCAAAAACUGACCGAUUUAAAAGGGUUUCAAAGAAGCUGUUUUAAAUUGUUGUGGGGUUGAUUUUUUUUCAAGAUUGUAUUGUUUUAUUUUGAAGUGGCAACUUUCUCCUCUUUUGCCCUUAGAGCGUUUGCCUGUGCACUUAGACUGUCACCUCAUGUGGCCUCCAGGCCUCAGCGGGGCCUCCAGGAGGCUGGCUGCUCUGCUCAGAGACGGGUUGGGGGGGUGCCCAGAGAGGCACGAGGAGCAGAGAUAGGAUCCAGAAGGUGGCUGCAGGUGGGCAGGAGGCUUAGCGCAUCAGGGGCAGUGAGCAUCCCUCUGCCCAGAAGGAGGGGGGUGCUCCAGCCUCUCGGAGGAGGCCAUCUGUGCACUAACGGCAAUACACCUGCCAGCGCUUUUCCUAGGUGACAAGCACAAUACUACAGUCUUCACACUGUUUACAGCUCUGGCCACCAGCCACCCCACACUGGCUCUUCACCGCAGCUCUGUUAUGGCUUAGCUGGUGGGGUGGGGGUUUGUUUCUUUAAAUUGGGUGAAGAGCCAAAUAGCUACUGUCCCUGGGUGCCAGGCAAGCCAGUUCCUUGGUUCCCUGCGAGGAACUUGCCCUCCUCUCUUGUGGCACCAUCCAGCCUCAGGGUCUUAGGGACUUGAGUGAGAAUGUGAAUGGCGGAGGGAGAGGCCAGAGAUGAGAGGUCACGGGAUGGGUCUGUGGAGGUAAGAGGUUGCCAAGGGAGGAGUUGGUGAUAGAUCCCACGCAGACCUAAGCUGGGUGGGUGGGAGAGCUGGGUAGUAGGAUUGUCCAGGGAAGGUGGGUGGUGAGGGGUAGCUGAGGGACGGGGGAGGGGGUGGGGAAGGUAGAGGCACUGUUAGCGUCAUCGGUGCUGGGGUUGCUGAAGGAAGGGGUCCCAGCAGAAGUUCUGCUCUGGGGCCCGGGGUGGCCUAGUAUUAUGCUUGAGGCCGCUCUUACUGGGAGGAAAGGGCGGCCAAAUGGAGGCCCAGUGUAUGGUAGGCUGCCUCGUUUCCUGGAAGGGGUGAUUGGGUGGAAAGAGGCCAGGAACCCCAGCCUGAGCAAGACUGCCGGGCACCCCACAGUCUGACUGCACAGAGCCGCCUCUGUUGGCAGAAGGCGCGCUGAGGCUCCCCUUCCUGUGUAUUCAGAAUCCGUGUUUGCCAAUAUAUUUUGCUUUCAAUUCCAAGAGGAGCUCUGGGAAAACCUGUGGAUAAAACCAAAUGCCAAAUGUUGGACGUUGUUUCCUUUUCCUUUUCUCUCUGAUUGUUUUAAUUGUUCUGUGGUGGUUUUAAUGGAUUUGAGACCCUGGAGAGGCAGCUGCCUUUCUGAUUUCCAGCUGCUUUUUGUGAAUAAUUUAAAAAGAAAAAAAAAAAGAACCUUUACAUUUUGGAGACAAACCUGUGUGAGUUUUUUAUUGGUACAAACGUUGUAUUUAACACUAGGGGUUUUGUACAGUUUUUUGCCUUUUCUACUAGAAAACAAUGUAAAGUGAUUUCACAAUGUGAAGAGAAAAAAAAUUGCCACUAUGACCAAACGCACAGUCUGUUCUUCAGCAACCACGGGAUUCAAUCAACUCAAAGUCGUGAUUCAGCCGUAGAAACGCUUUUCCUUUACCUUGUUUGAGCUUUUCCUUUCUUUCCUGUUUUGAUUUGCAAAAGAAAAUGUCUUUUUUGUGUGAACUUGUGUUGUACUAUGUAGAAAAUUAUGGAUUUUACUUUAAUGGUUUAAAAAAAAAAAAAAAAGGCAAGAAGAGCCCUUGUCGCUUUUCUGACCUGAUCACAGAGUUUGUGUAGUGGAUUAAAAAAGAAAAAAAAAAUGUUACAAGUUUGGAGCAAGGGAGUAUGUGUUUAAAAGGAAUCUCCUUCCUUUUUUUGUGUGUUUUUCCUUUUGUCCCAAUGGGGAAUCUAAAUCUGUUUUAAUUGCACAGACACACGGACAAAAAGUCAUUUUGUAUCUGCCAAGUGUGGUACCUUCUUCCUUUGUUUAUUUGCUAUUAAACUGUUUGAGAAGAAUUGA